Molecule: messenger RNA, 977 nt
Organism: Fusarium odoratissimum NRRL 54006
Lineage: Eukaryota; Fungi; Ascomycota; Sordariomycetes; Hypocreales; Nectriaceae
Exons: 2
Coding region: 115-477 (120 amino acids)
Source: RefSeq, a predicted model, not a curated record
AGAGAGAUGAUUCUCGGGUGAAAGAUAUCUAUCAUCCUCAACACAUUCUCACUCAAUCAUCUCAUCUCAUCUCAUCUCCCGUUACUAUCAAACACCAAAGCAAGUCUCUUCAAUAUGAAAUUCAGUACCGCCUUCGCCAGCCUUGUUGCUUAUUGUGCCAUUGGCGUCCACGCAAUGCCAUCCAACCAAGAGACAGCAUCUGAGCUCAUCAACCGUAGCAAAAACACACUGGAGAAACGAGCAUGCUACAGGGGGAAGAAGGACUACGGCUGCGACAAAGGAUGGUGUUGGAAGAGAUGCGGCGGCGGAAAUGGAAAUGUAGGCGUUGGUGGCCCGUGGUGCUGGGCCAAAUGGAACUGGGGAUGGGGUGAAGGAAACUGGGUCUCUUGUCACUAUGAUAGCGACUGCAAGAAGGCCUUUGCUGGUGAGGCCGACUGUGCUUGGGGCAAUUGUGAGGGCUGUGGAUGCAGCUGUUGAGGUUGGAAACGGAACCUCUCAUGAGCUCACGAGAAAUACGGGAUUAGGUAACGAACUUGUUGUCUCACAACCUAUGCGUUCAUCACUUGAAUUUCCACGUGAUAGUCACAAUAACAGUCAGUCUCGAUGCACUAAAGAUCCCUCGCGCCAAUGAUCACCUACCAGCAACGCCACUAGGCGCAGGGAUCUCACUGGAGUGAGCAGGGGCUGUGAUUUUGGUACGCUCAGAAGACAGAAAAGUCCCUGGGCUGUGGCCAUUGAUCUCGUCUAGUCCCAUCAAGGCUCACCCCUGUCGUAGGUACCCCGACACCACAUGCGUGUAUGUACUUGGACGGUGCGCCCAAUGUACCUCACAGACGGCGUGUCGAUGGCCUGCAAGUCUUCGUCGGGGCCGAAUUGCACCUUUUGGCCCAAAAUAGUACAGGCGGACGAGAGACAAAAUCCCCAUUGACCCCUGCCUUACAUUGCAAUUUCUCCUCUGUCAAAUACACAUCGUCGCU